Messenger RNA from Globicephala melas (long-finned pilot whale), 1448 nucleotides. It is a transcript of the gene SERTAD3, whose product is annotated as SERTA domain containing 3. Gene Ontology annotation, biological process: positive regulation of DNA-templated transcription. The record is from RefSeq and is a predicted model, not a curated record. Gene Ontology annotation, cellular component: nucleus. Lineage: Eukaryota; Metazoa; Chordata; Mammalia; Artiodactyla; Delphinidae.
GGGGUGGCCUGGAGAAAACUGCCUCCUAUGCCCCUUGGUGACAACUUGUUGUGGAGGACAGUGGGGAGCCAUGAACCAGUUUCCAGCAGCAGGGGUUGCCAUCCUGAGAGAGGAAGGAUGGGGCGUCAGGAGGACGUAUGAGACACCACCAGAGGACACGCUGCGGAAAAGUCCUUAUAAGAAGAAGGCCGCGGGGGCAUCAUGGUAGGAGGCUUGAAGAGGAAACACUCAGAUCUGGAGGAGGAAGAGGAGGAUGAGAAGUGGGACUGGGGUCCAGCAGGCCUGCGGAGCUACCAGCAAGCCCUGCUCCGUAUCUCCCUAGACAAAGUCCAGCGAAGCCUGGGCCCCCGAGCACCCAGCCUUCGCAGGCAUGUCCUCAUCCACAACACCCUCCAGCAGCUCCAAGCUGCGCUUUGCCUGACUCCUGCACCUGCCCUGCCCCCAGAGCCCCUCUUCCUGGGCGAGGAGGACUUCUCCCUGUCGGCCACCAUCGGCUCUAUUCUCAGGGAGCUGGAGACCUCCAUGGAUGAGACCGAGCCCCCUCAGAAUCCAGUGGCUCCCCCAGGCCCUCAGAAUGAAGUGCUGCCCCAGCCCGAUCCAGUCUUCUUAGAAGCUCUGAGCUCCCGGUACCUGGGGGACUCUGGCCUGGAUGACUUCUUCCUGGACAUUGACACAUCUGCAGUGGAGAAGGAGCCUUCACUGGCCCCACCAGAGCCUCCUCACAACCUUUUCUGUGCCCCAGGAUCCUGGGAGUGGAAUGAACUAGAUCACAUCAUGGAAAUCAUUCUGGGAUCCUAAAACUUUGAUGGGGGGGGCUUCCUCAUCGCAGCCUUGGUGGGCUGAAUCCCUGGAUGCAACUCUGUGUGUGUGUGUGUGUGUGUGUGUGUGUGUUUUGAUGGGGGCCCUAAGCAGUGGCUGUGGCCUCCUCCCAUUUCAGGGUUCCAAAUUGUCUCGCGUGUAUGUGUGUGUCUGGUUAUCGCAACCUUCUGUGAAGGUGGGUCUUCCUGAAUUAAUUUAUCUGUUCCAAAUGCCUUAAUGAGACUCUGUUUCUGGGAGUCUGGUUUCCCACUUCCACAUUUCUUCUGCCUUUCCCUCCAGUUCCUACUCCCCUUGUGUCCACUGGAGCCUCAGGGAAGAUAGUUUGGGCCUGUCAAAGGAUGACAGGGAUGUGCGCCUGAUUGCUAUGGAAACCCAGCCUCUGCCUCUUGCACCUCCAGGUAGUGGGAGGGGCAGGCCUCCUCCCCACAGGCUGAACCCCACCUCCUUCACAGGACCGCAAUCCAAGCAGCCUCCUGAUUCAUGACCAGGCCGGACCACGUGCAAUAGGGUGGAAACCAAACUGCUCCAUGCCACAUUAUUUAAAAGAAAGGCGGGUUUUGUGGUGGUUUUUUGUUUCUGUUUUUGUUUUUUGAUUGUUUGUAAUGAUUUUUUUUUUUUUUUUUUAAAUA